AUGUCAGACAACAAUGCCAGUUUGGAGAAGACCAAUCUCUUCAAGCCAAUCACGUUAGGAGCCCUUGAGCUCCAAAAUCGUGUGGUUUAUGCCCCCACCACCAGAUUAAGAAAUACCAAAGAUAAUAUUGCCACUGAUAUUAUGAUAGACUAUUAUGAUAAAAGAUCUCAAACCCCGGGAUCAUAUAUUAUUUUUGAGUCUGCAUUGAUUGGACCUGAAGGUGGCUUAGUACCUUAUAAGCCUGGAGUCUUUACUGAUCGUCAAUGUGAAGCUCUCAAAAAGGUUACUGAUGUGAUACAUCAGAAUGGAUGUUAUGUUGGUGUCCAGGUGUUUGCUCCUGGUAGAACAGGUAGCAUUCCUUUACACAAGGAGCUAGGACUUCCCUUGGUUGCGCCCACUAAAGGGUUAUUCCAUAACAAACAGACUGAAACAGCCUUUAAUGAAAGUGCUGGUGGUAGUAUUGAAUUUGUGGAGUUGACCGAGGCUCAAAUCAUCCAGUUACAAGAUAAGUUUGUGGAGGCCUGUUCUAAUGCCAUUACUAAAGCCGGCUUUGAUAUUGUUGAGUUGCAUGCUAGUUCAGGCUUCUUGAUAGAACAGUUUCUUUCACCCUUGACUAACCAUAGGACUGAUAAAUAUGGUGGAAGUGUGGAGAAUAGAUGUAGGUUUCUCUUUGAGUUGAUCGAUAAGUUGAUCUACCAUAAGGAUGUUGGUCCCAAACGGUUAUCUGUUAGAAUUUCUCCGUGGUCUUAUCAUAACAUGACAUACCCUGAGGAUAUGAACCCCUUGGAUCAUCCUGCUGUGGAAUACGGUAAAGAGAUAGCACUUCAUAUGGAAUACUUGAAGUAUUCUGGUUUAGAAUUGGCCUAUUUGUCGGUGAUUGAACCCAGAGUGUCUGGAAACAGUGAUAGGACAUUAAACGUUGGAGAGUCAAAUGUUCCAAUAAUUAAACUUUGGUCUGGGAAACUCAUUAGAAGUGGAGGUUACAUUACAAAUUAUAGAAAUAAAGUAGACACCGUGUUAGCUGGAGAUGGUGAAUAUGCCGCGUUAAAGAACGAUGUUAAUGCUGAUGAUAGAACAUUAAUUGGUAUCCUGAGAGCAGUAACUUCUAAUCCUGAUUUUAUUGAAAGAUUAAAGUCUGGAAAAGUAUUGGAUAAUUAUCAAAGAAAGUAUUUCUAUACUCAUCAAGUUGAAGGUUAUUUGACUUUUGAUAAUUAUAAAAAGGAUGGCUCUGUUAAUACCAUUGAUUUAUCCGAAGAUAUUCUUAAUUCCACCGGGGUUCCUUUAGCAUAA
Lizanozyma spartinae is the source of this 1290-nucleotide messenger RNA. RefSeq lists its product as uncharacterized. Gene Ontology annotation, molecular function: NADPH dehydrogenase activity; FMN binding. The coding region runs from base 1 to 1290 and encodes 429 amino acids. Lineage: Eukaryota; Fungi; Ascomycota; Pichiomycetes; Serinales; Debaryomycetaceae. The record is from RefSeq and is a predicted model, not a curated record. The transcript has a single exon.